AUGCCAACACAAACCCCUCUUCACGACGCCUGCGUCCUAGCCCUCGUCACCCUCGCAGAAUUCUGGGGCCUGGGCGUCCUAACCCCAUUGACAGCCCUUGACGACUCCGAUCUCGAGGACGACUUCAUUCUGGGCAUAGAUGGCCCCAGCGCCGUUGAGCUCCUUGAGCAAGUGCUCGAAGAGUGUCAGACCCUUGACGAAAAGCUCGCGCAGUGGCCCUUCGCGCGGGCGGUAGUCGGCGACCCCGCGCUAACUAGAGCCUUUGACUUGCUGUGCAGUACCGUGGAACUCGCGCAGGAGUGUCGGGAUAUCGGCAGCGAGUGCGUGUCUAUGGAGCUGUCAGAUUUGCACUGUGAGGAAUUCUGCAAGGAUGCCUGGAAACAGAUGGGGGGCCGGUAUCAGUGGUGGGGACAUGAUCUCGCGCGUGAUCUGCCGGGGAGUGACUUCGCGGUGGUGCAGAAUCGCGUGCGGGAGCUGCGAGCGAUACGCAACCUGUAUGAUACGGAAUCAGUGCGUUACGGUCUCGUGGAGCUUCAGGCCGAAAAGGCCAUUUGGAGGAUGCAGCAGCUGUUGGACGGGGUGCACGAUCUAGCGAAGGAGGCUUGGAAGCAGAUAUUGGAUAUCGCGGACAGUGUGAGACAGUCGAGGUUCCGGGAGGCAGAUAGGCUGUUUGAUCCUCAGGAUCAUGUCGCGUUUGAGCUGCAGUGCAUGGCGCAUCUUUUUGCCCGUCGCGAGGAUCCGGUGAUUGAGGACGAGGAGGAGAUUGCGGUGCGAACCCCGGAGACACCGGACAUGCAGACGAAGGUCUUGGCCCUGCGGAAGCACUUGAUCGCGAUGAAUAUGAAGCGCCGCAACCGGUUUCUGCAUUUCCAGAAGCAGGCUGAGCAUGUAGUGUACUCUCUGGAGCACCUUUCGGCCUUCAAAGAGGAUGGCGUGGAGCUGCCAGCGCCGCCUGGGGCGGAGUACUUUUACGGGGGCUUCAAGGAUACCCCGAUAGGCCUCGUCACCAAGCAAACCUCGACCUACGGCUUCACAUGUCCCGCCUGUCUCGACUGCCAGCCUCCCAGGCUCGCGGGGCUGUUUGAAACCUGGAACUAUCAUAUCGAAGACGACCUUCGUCCAUAUAUCUGCCUCGAACCCGACUGUCACGAUUCAAUCUUUUCGGACCUCGCUGAGGAUGGUUCGGCCUGGCAGGAGCAUAUGCUCGACGAGCACUAUUGGACGCUGCCAGCCUGCCCGUUCUGCUGCUGGCCAUCGCAAGUCAAUGCCGUUAUUCCGGAGCACCUGCUUGCCCAUAUUGCGAUUGAGCUCCAGUAUUUUGCCUUGUUGGCUCUGCCCUGGGCAACUUCGCCCCUGACGCAGCCAGAUGCGUUCAAGCAAUGGUAUGAGAGGAGAUAUCCCCGCGAGGCAGUGCUGUGGUAUGACUUGGAACGGCCCCAGCUCGAACAAUUCUACGACUGUUUCCUUGACGACUCAUCAACCCUGAGUUCGACACUCUGA
Messenger RNA from Aspergillus saccharolyticus JOP 1030-1, 1500 nucleotides. RefSeq lists its product as uncharacterized. Bases 1 to 1500 code for a protein of 499 amino acids. The record is from RefSeq and is a predicted model, not a curated record. Lineage: Eukaryota; Fungi; Ascomycota; Eurotiomycetes; Eurotiales; Aspergillaceae. The transcript has a single exon.